GCGACUCGGCGAAAUCUUGAUCGUCUGAAGCUCAAAUUAGAUAUUGAUGAUAUGAUCUUCCUCCGACAAAGUUUUCAUUAUCGAAGGAGUCUCUACGUUGUCAUCGUUCCUUUGGAAAUUAUAUUACAGAGAUAAGAAUAGCACCUGACGUUUAGAUUGGUAGUCAGCAUGAAGCUUCUACUCGUAUCAAUGGCCGUUCUAGCCGUGGCAGUUUACGGCUUAGAAAUCAAUGCGUGUCAUCCAUGCCCCCAGUUCUGGCAUUUAUUCAACGGGAACUGCUACCGUUACUUCGGGGAGCGGGUCACUUGGGAAGCGGCUCGGGGUCGCUGCAGGGAUCACUACUCCCUCAACGGACGGGCUGAUUUAGUAUCCAUUCACACGGAACAGGAAAACGCCUUCGCUUACGACCUUUUCCGCUCUUCUGCCAGCAUCACAUCAGAGGCGGCUGGGCCGACAUUCUAUGGGGCUUGGAUCGGUGCCUACCAGACAACAUCAGGCUCAACCGCACCUUUCAUUUGGACUGAUGGAUCCGGUCUAGACUUCGAGCAAUGGUUGACUGGUGAGCCGUCCAACGCCGGUAACAACGAGGGAUGCGUCCAUUUGUGGCGUAGGAACGCAGGAGAUGAUAUCCUCCAGGGUUGGAACGACAAUGUCUGUGAAAGGGACGCGCCUUUCAUUUGUAAGGUGGUGCCAAAUUAGAAUUCCUAAUUCGGCUGUACCCUGAAUUCGAAGCUUCCUUGAUAUAUCUGUAUGGUUAAGCCUACAAUUUGAAUUCUUUGAAUUCUUUUUUGAAAACCUUGGAAACUAGUAGUGCUAGUAUCAUAGCUUGACUAAGUGGGGCUAUUAUAACGUUCAGAGGGUGUGACAUGCAUGACCAAUUCUAUUUUCCACAGUCCAUUAGUCAGUCUUUUGUGUUUUUGUUUUAUUGCAAGAGACAAAUUGACAGUUUGGGAGAAUUUUACAUUUAGUUUUCUUUCUAGUUUAGUAUACAAAAUCCGUCAUAUUGUUUAACGGUUUAAAGGCUCCUUCACAGAUCCCGCUAUAUUAACC
Molecule: messenger RNA, 1050 nt
Organism: Strongylocentrotus purpuratus (purple sea urchin)
Lineage: Eukaryota; Metazoa; Echinodermata; Echinoidea; Camarodonta; Strongylocentrotidae
Product: alpha-N-acetylgalactosamine-specific lectin-like
Exons: 3
Coding region: 169-699 (176 amino acids)
Molecular function (GO): signaling receptor activity
Source: RefSeq, a predicted model, not a curated record